This is a messenger RNA of Haplochromis burtoni (Burton's mouthbrooder), 2615 nucleotides long. It is a transcript of the gene gosr1, whose product is annotated as golgi SNAP receptor complex member 1. Gene Ontology annotation, molecular function: SNAP receptor activity. The transcript has 9 exons. The record is from RefSeq and is a predicted model, not a curated record. Gene Ontology annotation, biological process: vesicle fusion; endoplasmic reticulum to Golgi vesicle-mediated transport. NCBI's taxonomy places the organism in Eukaryota, Metazoa, Chordata, Actinopteri, Cichliformes, Cichlidae. Bases 118 to 864 code for a protein of 248 amino acids. Gene Ontology annotation, cellular component: Golgi medial cisterna; SNARE complex; cis-Golgi network.
CUCUAGGUGACGCUGUGUUGUAGCUGAUUGGCUGACGCGGUCGUGCGGUACGUCCUGUACGUUUUCUGCUGACACGUGACAGUACCCGGAUUUUGGUGACGUCGCAGAACAACAAAGAUGGCAGGAAUAGGAAGCAGCACGUACUGGGAAGAUCUGCGAAAGCAGGCCAGACAGUUGGAGAACGAACUUGAUCUGAAGUUGGUCUCUUUCAGUAAAUUAUGCACCAGCUACAGCAGCUCCAGAGAUGGACGUCGAGGAGACACGUCAGACACCACACCUCUGCUAAACAACUCUACCCAGGACAGGAUGUUUGACACCAUGUCAGUGGAGAUUGAACAGUUGCUAGCCAAACUGACUGCAGUGAAUGACAAGAUGGCGGAGUACACCAACUCUCCGGGCGCAGCUGCUCUCAACGCUGCUCUCAUGCACACGCUCCAGAGGCACAGGGACAUCCUACAGGACUACACACAUGAAUUCCACAAAACCAAAGGCAACUUUUUGGCCAUCCGGGAAAGGGAAGACCUUCUAGGGUCUGUCAGGAAAGACAUUGAGACAUACAAGAGCGGUUCUGGGGUCAACAACAGAAGAACAGAGCUGUUCCUAAAGGAGCAUGAGCAUCUGAGAAACUCAGAUCGACUGAUGGAUGACACAAUAAGCAUUGCUAUGGCGACCAAGGAGAACGUAACCUUCCAAAGGGGCAUGCUGAAAUCCAUACAGAGCAAGGUCAAUACUCUGGCCAACCGUUUCCCAGCUAUCAACAACCUCAUUCAGCGAAUCAACCUGCGAAAGAGAAGGGACUCUCUGAUCCUUGGCGCGGUGAUUGGCGUUUGCACCAUUCUCCUCCUGCUCUAUGCCUUCCACUGAAACUCAGUCUUUAAAGAGGCAGGAUUCAUCUGCUCUUUGUAGCAUGGAAACUCUCUGGGGGCUGAGCUGAGUGAUUGGAGGACCCUGGAGGUUCCCGAGCAGAAGGACAUUAAGUUGGUCCAGUUUUGGGACAGGAGCAAAUUUUGGCCAACAUUUUCUACUGAACCUGUAUUUAGCAGCGGGGACAGAUGGCGGGUUGGUGGUUGGGUGUUUUCUGCCAACAAGAGAACGAAGACCAAAACUACAAAUAAGACUAGAUAAAAAAUAUAUAUUGAUAGAUCACCUUGAGAGCAAUUCUGUACCACUGAAAGUGUAAAGAGACUGAGAUUGUGUGAUGGAUUUAUUAUUAUUAUUUUCACAGGUAAAGGAUUUUAAGCUGAAUGGUUGUUUUUAAUUGGUGGAGUGGGAUGGAUAGUUAAUUGUGGGCUGUACAAUGUGAAUUAAUAAAUUAUUCAUAUCAGUAUGUACAACAAAGUGUGUGACACUAGAAGAUGCUCAUUUAGAACAUUUUUGAAACUCUAUUAUUUGAAACUUCAUCAACAUUUCUGCAUAAAUGUAAUGCCACCACAAGGCUCCAAUAAUAAUAAUAAUAAUAAUAAUAAUAAUAACAACAAUUAAUAAUAAUUAAUAAUAAUCUGUUACAUUUUAUGUGUUUUACUCGUGGAAAGUGGAUUUAUAAAGUUAAUGACAGGUGGGAGAGAGAUUCAAGAAAGUGAUAUUGAGGUUCAAAGGCAGAGCCAUCGUUUGUAUCUUACAUUUUUACAUUCAGACGUUCUGAGCAAAAGUGUUAAGCCACCCCACAUUUCUUCGUUUUUGUUUGAAAAUGGGAAAUAUGUGCAGCAGUUUUUUUGAAACAUUUAUAAGCCUGCGUUAACAUACAGUUCAUAAGGCAAAAAAAAGGAGUUUGUACAGUUCUAAUAAGCUUGAAAGUCAAUAUUUCGUGGGACCAGCUUUCUUGUAAUUUCUUUUGUCUUCAGCAAAAGUUCUCCAGAUUUCUUGAUAGACGUUCAAAACUCUUCUUUGGAUAUUCGAUGCCUUUUGUUCUUUGGCAGAGUGUUUGGGAUCAAUGUCAUGCUAAAAAGGCUGAUGGAACUGCAUGGUGGAUCAGUCUGAUGAUACUUUUGCAAAUACAGCCCCAAAACACGAUGAUUUGAAUAAAAACCUGUGUAAUGUUGCCUUUCCUCCCUGUUUCUCUACCUUGCACUGAGACCAUUUCUGAUGAGACUUCAGUGAACAGUAGACGGACAGAAAAUUAGUGAAGAAGAAGCCAAUAUCCAAAUAAAACCUUUGAAAGACCUUCAGGAAGACAAAAGCACUAUUGCGCAAGAACGCGUUAAUAAAGUCAAGAAAGACUGGCUCAGUGGAAGCAAAAUAUAAAGAAAUGAGGGGUGGCUCAAGACUUUUGGACAGCACUGUCAAUAAAUUAACUCACAGGUUAAUCAGGAGCCAUUACUUGUUAAAAUAAGGCAUUUUUAGUAUGAGGCAGUCAUGGCAUAGAAUGAAAACAAUCAUUACUUGCACACAUCCACAUUAAUAUAUACAUUUCAGUUACUUCUUACUGUAAUCUUUUAAACUUGUGUUAAAGUUUUUGUAACUUGCUUGAUCGUCUAAGUUCAGUCCUAAAUCAUUGAAUAUAAGAAAGCAUUAAAUAAAUGGUAGCUUUUCUCUUUUGGGACAGUUGAUCCACAUGCUUGCCUGAUUGGCUGUUUUCAAAGCCAUGCAAAAUAAAGUAUCUUUUAAGAAGAAAAAAA